CUACAUUAGCUAAUUAUAAAAUCCCCUCUUCCUACAACUUCUCAUACACAUUAUCUCACAAAUUUGAAUUAAAAAUGUUCAAGAUUAUUGGAGGAGAAAGAAUUAAAGGCCUGAUAAUACUCAAGCUUUUAAUCAAGAAGCUGAUGAAUUUUCAUUUUUCACCUCGUUACGAUGAUGAAAAUGGAACUCAAUUUGUAGCAACAUCGAUAGAGGACGAUGAAGAAGUUGUACCAUGUGAUGUGAAGGAAGGACAUUUUGCUAUUUUUGCGGUCAAUACUAAGGAUGAAGAGAGAAAAAGGUUUAUUUUAGAGUUGAAUUGGCUAAAUAAUCCAGCAUUGUUGAGGUUAUUAAAUUUGGCUGAAGAAGAAUAUGGAUUUACACAGAGGGGUGUUUUGAAAAUCCCUUGUCCACAUGAAGAAUUAGAGAAGAUUAUUUUGCAGCUCAAGAUUGAGAGAAAUUAAUGAAUGAUCAUAUACUUGUUAAUAUAAUUAGUAAUUACUAACUUUAUGAGGUUUUUGAAGAAAUGAUUAUAAUGUAUAUUUACUUCUGAUUACCUUGUGACCAACCUUAUUAUUAUGUAAAUUUCUUUAUACCCUUAGUAUACGUAAUAAAAUAGUUUA
Capsicum annuum is the source of this 620-nucleotide messenger RNA. Its product is annotated as auxin-responsive protein SAUR71-like. The transcript has a single exon. The record is from RefSeq and is a predicted model, not a curated record. The coding region runs from base 75 to 461 and encodes 128 amino acids. Gene Ontology annotation, biological process: response to auxin. Lineage: Eukaryota; Viridiplantae; Streptophyta; Magnoliopsida; Solanales; Solanaceae.